This is a messenger RNA of Urocitellus parryii (Arctic ground squirrel), 1191 nucleotides long. It is a transcript of the gene Ankrd2, whose product is annotated as ankyrin repeat domain 2. Gene Ontology annotation, cellular component: nucleus. Gene Ontology annotation, molecular function: RNA polymerase II-specific DNA-binding transcription factor binding. Gene Ontology annotation, biological process: regulation of transcription by RNA polymerase II. The record is from RefSeq and is a predicted model, not a curated record. NCBI's taxonomy places the organism in Eukaryota, Metazoa, Chordata, Mammalia, Rodentia, Sciuridae.
CCUUCUGCCUGCAGAGGGAGGCAGUUAUGGACGGCACCAUGGAGGGCCCACUGGAGAGCUCCGAGGCGGUGCAGAGGGCCACGGCACUCAUCGAGCAGCGGCUGGCACAGGAGGAGGAGAGUGAGAAACUGCGGGGAGCCGCCCAGGGGAAGCUGCCCAUGGACAUGCUGGUGCUAGAGGACGAGAAGCACCUCGGUGCCCAGAAUCUGGCUUUGCAAAAGGUUAAGGGCCAAGAGCGCGUGCGUAAGACAUCCCUGGACCUGCGGCGGGAGAUCAUCGAUGUGGGCGGGAUCCAGAACCUCAUCGAGCUGCGGAAAAAACGCAAGCAGAAGAAGCGGGAAGCCUUGGCUGCAGCCCAUGAGCCGCCUCCAGAGCCAGAGGAGAUCACCGGCCCCGUGGAUAAGGAGACAUUCCUGAAAGCAGCAGUGGAGGGGAAAAUGAAGGUCAUUGAGAAGUUCCUUGCAGAUGGGGGUUCAGCUGACUCCUGCGAUGAGUUCCGUCGGACAGCACUGCACAGAGCUUCCCUGGAGGGCCACAUGGAGAUAUUAGAGAAGCUUCUGGAAAGUGGGGCCACCGUGGACUUCCAGGACCGGCUGGACUGCACAGCCAUGCAUUGGGCCUGCCGCGGAGGCCACUUGGAGGUGGUGAAACUCCUGCAAAGCCGAGGAGCAGACACCAAUGUGCGGGAUAAGCUGCUGAGCACUCCCUUGCACGUGGCGGUCCGCACGGGGCACGUGGAGAUUGUGGAACACUUCCUAUCCCUGGGCUUGGACAUCAAUGCCAGAGACAGAGAAGGGGACAGUGCCCUACAUGAUGCUGUGAGGCUCAACCGCUACAAAAUCAUCAAACUGCUGAUCCUGCAUGGAGCUGAUAUGAUGUGCAAGAACCUGGCAGGAAAGACCCCCACGGACCUGGUGCAGUUAUGGCAGGCAGACACCCGGCACGCCCUGGAACACCCGGAGCCUGGCUCAGAGCAGAACGGGCUAGAGGGGCCUGGGAGUGGGCGCCAGACUCCCCAGCCUGUGCCAGCCCAAUAAAUGGCUGCCACAGCCCAGCCAGGCACCUGGCUCCUCCCUUGUGCAGCCAGAUGGUCACAGAAUGGCCCCAAGAGCUAACUGAGGACCCAGCCACCUCCUGCAUAAUUCGGGAGCACUCACCAAUGAUUACAAUAAAAAAGUUCAUUUUGCUAUU